Molecule: messenger RNA, 4908 nt
Organism: Pecten maximus
Lineage: Eukaryota; Metazoa; Mollusca; Bivalvia; Pectinida; Pectinidae
Exons: 11
Coding region: 1085-2992 (635 amino acids)
Molecular function (GO): calcium ion binding
Source: RefSeq, a predicted model, not a curated record
UGUAUUCAGCAUUCGAGGAACUUCUACCUUUUCAAACAGGUCUAGCAAUUAACAUUAGCAAGAUGCUUAUGUACAUUGAAACUCGACUUAUUGGAGUCAAUGUGGCAGAUGGGACAGUAUGUCGGUUAAGUCAAUAUUGGAGGUGACAGUGGAGAAGUUCUGGUGUAUAUAACAGGAUGUUAAAGGAUGGUGUUUGAGUCAGUGGGUUAAAGGAUGGUGUUGAGUUAGUGGGUCAAAAUAUAGUGUUGAGUCAGUGGGUUAAAAGAUGGUGUUGAGUCAGUGGGUUAAAGGAUGGUGUUGAGUCAGUGGGUUAAAGGAUGGUGUUGAGUUAGUGGGUUAAAUGAUAGUGUUGAGUCAGUGGGUAUGAUGGUACAGAAUAUGUUUAGAUACAGUGUUUGAUAAGUUCAGCUAACGAAUUCGAGUCCCCGGAUGUGCACGUAUUUGUAUUGGAGCAUAAUAGAUUCGCAUUUAGGGAAAUCUAUAUAUAAGACGGUUAUAUCUACAUGUUGAUGUUACCCGACAGAAUAGCGACAACAGGGACACUUUUGGCCGUCCACUAACGAUAUCUUGUGAUUUAACAUAUGUAUUACGAAGAAGUUCAAUGCCUUCCGGAGGUCAAUUCACCGGGAUUUUCGGAACGGUGCAUAAAGUACAUCUGCCAUCAAUAUAUUCAGGUCGGAUAUGCAUGUAAACACAAACACAAGUAUAUGUAGGACAAAGGAUACAUUCUUUAUGGUACUAUUCCAUACACAGGAUUUGUCCUAGAAGAAUUUGUCACUGGCCAAAUGCCACUAAUGUACCUACAAUUUAUUACUGUCGAAUAGUGAUCAUAUUUUAAGUUAAAAUAUAUAAUUACUACUCCUAAAUGUUGGCAUCAAUCCAACCCUUGACGUUUUGUGACUUUAAAAUAUCUUUUGUUAGAUUGCUGUGUUGUAGACUUUAAGAUACCAUUACAUUUAAAUGAACAUGCCGUUAUUCUUAUACAAAAGGCGGAAGUACUAGUCACAUCAACAAGACUGAACAUAAUGAAUCGAUUUCAUAUGGAAGCAUGAAUCGUUCGUGAAGUUAUAUCCAGCUUCUAAUCAUGCAGGGUCCAUCUGAUGAGCAGACGAUCGCGAUAUUGAAAGUUGAAAGGUCUAUGACAGAUUACGAUGAUCCAUAUAUAACAAAAGACUGUGAUCGCUGGAUGUUUAUGUACGCGUUAAAUGGACGAUCAGAGAAAUUUAUUCGGCUGAUUUCUAAUAACUUCUGGUUUGAUGGACAUCUUGUGGAUUCAAUUAGUUACCCAAGAAGUGAUCUACUUGGUGCUAAAGGUCUGUUAGAGCCAAACGUGAGAAUAGGACUUUUUCCUGAACUCUACGAGACAGAGUCUGGCUUAACAAGACUAAUAAGCAAUGUUUUGUGCGAAAGGGGUAAAAGAUGUGCACGGAGCCUGCUGUUGGUCACGUUUGACGAUACUGUGGUCCCGUCGUAUUUAGAGUUUGAAGAUGCUGUCAAUCUCCAGAGAGAUGGGUGGAUGGAUAUAUUACGAAUACGCUUCAGUUUUAAAGCGAAAACGAUGGUGAGAAGUAGCAGUAUUGGAUCACAUCUGGAUGACAAAGAUCUUGAUGAGAUUAAAAUUCAGAGAUAUCGCGAAAUAGCCAAGGAUAGUGCAAAUGAACGCUGUACGACAAAUAUCCGAGGGGAAGUUCGUUUAUACAUAAUACAUGGAGAUACAAAAGCGGAGGUACACGCAUCCAAACAGAUCACAGAUCUUCUUUGUGUUGCGAAAGGAUACGUUAGUAAACAAGUUUGCACGUCUGAUAAGAAUAUUGUUUUCCUGCCACAGACCAUUCGUUCCUUUUCAAAUUCACGUCAAUCAGCUGUAAUCAUGAUUCUGGAUCAAAUCCAUGGGGAAAAGUCCAAAGCGUCUGAUUAUGGAGUGUUGUUUCGGCAGUUUGACAACGUUAUGGUGCUAACAGUCCAAUUAUGUGACCACAAAGGACCAUGGGAGUCUCCGCCUCAUUUUCAAGAUUACAAAACAAAAAGUAUCAAACUGUCCGGGAAGUAUAAAGACUGGUACAAGGUGGUACUGGACGCGGUCGGGGAUGCUAUACAGAAGACUAAUCAGCCAUUGGAGGCGUGUUCACUUUUGAAACCGGUUGAUGAUUCGGCUAUUACUAUUGGUGCUCGAGACCAACAGCGGUCAACUGUCUACAGCAGGACAGACCUUCACAAUAUGGGUGAUUUGCCGACGAUAGUGGCUCCAGACGAUCAAGACCCUGGCGGUCCAGUCAUCUACCAUUCGGAUGGCAGCCAGUCAAGUCAUCUAUCCGGCCACUGGCAGGAUGGGCACGAAUCUGGUAAUGGCCAGGAACGUGACACACACUACUUAACACCGGACUCGAGUGAUUACCAAAGAAGUCGGGGUUCUCUCUCAAGCAAUUUCACCUACGCGUCAUUCAAGUCGAGUUCUCGGAAGGCAAGCAUCGAGACCGCUGGACCAACAGAAGGAGAAACCAUAACUGAUAGGGAGACAGAUGCCCGCUACAAGAGUAUGUUUGAUUUGUUUGAUGCCGACCAUGACGGGAGUAUUACUCUAGAAGAGGUCUGUAGCGUGGUAGGAAACCUCGGGCUCGACUGGGGAAAAGACAGCAUAAAGACAGAAAUGAUGAAGGUCGACAAAGAUGAAAACGGCAAGAUUGAAUUCGGCGAAUUCCUGGCCAUGAUGAAGUCCUACAGGAUAGAUUUGGCAAGAGAGAUUAAACAAAUGUUCGAUAUUAUCGAUGGAGAUCGGGACGGCUCAAUAACGGCAAAGGAGAUUUGGACUACAUGGAACAAGAUUGAUAUUCCCUGUAACCUUAGUGAUGUCAAAAGUAUGAUUGCUGCAGGGGACGCAGAUCACAAUGGUGUUAUCGACUUUGAAGAAUUCAAGACCAUUUACAGGACGCUUGUCGAGCCCCCCAGAUUUCGUCGGAGGACAUCUACGUCGUCGACAGACAGACGCGUAUGAACACGUGUAUAAGGUGGAGACUACCACAUUUACUACUGUUAAUCGCAGUAUAAUAAUAUGAUAUAUCGAUUAAAAAUCCAGCAACAACAAUAUUCCGCAAAAUUCCUGCAGCGACCGAUCACAUAACGAAUAGGUUGUGGUGCUGGUCGUUUCCAUGAUCACUGUGUCUUUUGUAAAUAUCUUUUGUUCUUCACCUAAGUUUAGCGUGAAUUGUAAAGUUGUUAUUUUUCACGGGGCUUUUAUUUAGCGGUUCUGGUCAUUUAAUUUCGCUCAACAACGCCUUGUUAAAUUUCUGCAGUAAACACUUUUAUACAUUUACUUGUAUAUAUAAAAAUUCGCGGAGUAUUUGUUUUGUGCUAAGACCGCGAACUAGCGAAAUCAAGACCCCACGGAAUAUUUCCAACUAUGCGUGUUUGGCUCAUAUAGCUACAUAUGUAGCACUAUGAUACACCAAUCAAUCUUGAAGCCUACGGAAAUCAUUGUAUUUUUUUUGUUUUCUGGAAGAAAAUGCAUUGGGUGUUACCUUAGUGAUUGAGCAUGUAUGCAAUCAAGUAGCAUUAUAUUGACCCGACUGCUAAUCGUAUGGAGAUUUCGUGACAAUUUUUUUUUUUUUUUUUUAAUGUUCAAGAAAUUUUAUUACCCAAGAACAUUUAACAAUUUGGACUGCUGCCAGGGUCGAGGCCCUGGAUUCAGUAUCCUGACAAAUAUAUCCUCAUGCAAGAGGGCUCUCAUUCAUCACCUUACAUUCAUUUACACAUUUCAUUCCUUUAUUUUCAUUCAAUGUAUUACACACAUUCAUACACACAUUUCGUGACUAUAAACGAAAAUACAGGAGGUAAACACUGAAUUGUACGUAAAGAUUAUAAAAAACAAGACUGCAACAUUACUGUAAUGUAAACUUCAUUACCCUCCUUAAGGGCCUGUUUUGUCUGGUAAGCAUUGCGUUUACAUAUAAAGAUCAUAUAAUGGUCUUUGUUUGUAAAUGGUGUUCACUUAUGAAGGACCUAACGGACCAAGAGAUCUGGACGUCAACCAGGGAUAACCUAGUACCAUUUUUUUUUUUUGUCUUUGUUACGUCAUAGAUUGGGGACAUGACCCUUAGCCUUCCUCACUUAACAGGAUACACACAGGUUAACAUUACUGGUCCAUUUCAAUUUAAUGGCCCUGGUGCAAUACAAUACCAAUAUACCUGAGGUACAUGUAUAAUAUUGAAUUAACUGGCUAUUCAGUUGACACCAAGAAGUAUGUUCGACAGUGUCUGGCCUGCCUGUUGUGGCUAAAUGUAUCUUUGCGGUAGGGUCUAUAGACUCAGAAUUUUCGUCAAAUGUUAAAUGCUUGCCUCGGAAUUUGUGGCAGAUGUCAAAAUGAUAGUCUCAAAACUUCCACCAAACAGUAAUAUUUUGGGACUUCCACCAAACAGUAAUAUUGUGCUUCAAUUGUUUCAUUUUUGUUUCAUUUCUUUUUCUGUCACGAUUACUAAUGUUAUGUAUAUGGUGUUACUGGUCUGUGAGAUAUCUUAUAGUAUUACGGUCUAAGGGGAAAUAACUCCAUUCCGGAUAUUGUUGUUUAUUUCUAAUUUUGUUUUAUUAGUUUGUACUUGAUUCCGGAUGUGUUGGUCCGAGAUAUGUUUUAUAAUUAGCAUUCGGAACACCUCGGCCGAUUCUCUACGGUCAUCUAACCUCGGAUGUGUCACGGUCGUCGCCAUAUUGGAACUACUUUCAAGUUACCGGAUACGGGGGGUUAAACAUGGCUGCGUCCAUGGAUACAACACCCGUGAAAAUUGUUUUGCCCAAUACAACGUGUAUGCUUUGCCUACAAGAAAACCGAAGGGCUCACUGUUUGGUAAAAGCCAAGGCUACAAAAGAAAACUAUCUCCAUCUAUUACAAACAUUUACUGGAGUUACCAUAGAGAAGGA